AUGGACUACCGUGCCUUUGACAUCAAUCUCGCGUCCUUGGAAGGCCUAAAAUCCCAAAAAUUCUCGCUCUUCAAGAUCAAAUACUACGCCGUCGUCACGCUCGUCGCCACCUCGAUCUCCCGCCAAAAGUCCCGGCUCGGGAAGAGCCACGAGGGCGGAAAGUGCCACAUAUGGAAUCAUCCGAUGAGAUUCUACGCCAACGAAUCGAAACUCCAACAGAACUCCAUUAUGCUGAUGGUUCAGAUCCGGAGGAGACGUGCCUUUUGUAUGGACAAGGACGUAGGAAAAGUCUGCGUCCCUCUUAAGCAGCUAUACGACAAAAGCCUCUCCCAAAAUGGUAACAAUAUUAAUAACGUUGGUGCUUAUAGGGUUGUCACGGCUUCAAGAAAGUACAAGGGCUCUCUGUGCUUCUCGUUCACGUUCAGUAAUGAGUUUAGAAGGGCGGUUAGGAAGAACAGCGGAGAAGACGGCUCAUCGACGCUACGACGGUCGGUGGCCCGUCGGCAUUCGGUUUCCCCGUCGGCGCCGUAA
Molecule: messenger RNA, 531 nt
Organism: Morus notabilis
Lineage: Eukaryota; Viridiplantae; Streptophyta; Magnoliopsida; Rosales; Moraceae
Product: protein SRC2 homolog
Exons: 2
Coding region: 1-531 (176 amino acids)
Source: RefSeq, a predicted model, not a curated record